AUGUGGACUGGAGAAGGUCAGAUAUUCCAGCCUGAGCUUACAUCUAAUGCUUUCCUAGCCAAGGUCACCAGUAAUACAGUGAUACUGAAGCAGCCAUAUUGUGUUUUUAAUCAGCCGUGUCCUGGCUGUGAGAUAUGGCUGGUGGCUGGGCUGUGCUCAGCGAACGGCACCUUUGAUGCUCUAGUAAACAGCUCAACUACCAACAUCCUCAGCUUGUCACCCUACCCAACAGCAUUCAACCCAUCAUUAAACAACUUCUUUCUGACCAGAGUUGGACUUCUGUCAGACUUCCCCUGUAAUCAGUACCCCAAUGAUCGCUACUUCGUAGUCGGCGCUGAUGGGAUUUGUAGUGGGGUCAACUGUAACGGAGUAUUACCUGAUGGAUCCACCGUUUGUUUCAAGUAUCUUCUAAUCGAUGCUAAUGGGACUCUUGUUAAUUCGUCAGACUGGUCUGGCAACAUUACUCUUCCCAAACUACUAGCCCUUAACACCAUUUCUGAUGGUCUGAGUGCGAGAUCUGGUGCCAUGGUUGUCAUUACUACCAUCCUAUGUGUGGCUGCGGCUCUGCUUUUACUGCUUUUCCUCAUCAUGUUAUGUGUAACCUGCUGUACCAAGAAAGACGGUAAGAAAAUUUCAGUCAUGAACUCAAUCCGUAUCCCCCGCUAUGACACCCACAACCUAAAGGAGCGUGUGCACCCCUACGACAACCCAGCUUACCAGCCGGAUUUGAAAAAUUACUCCACAUCAUCCACUCUGCCCAGGGAUGGCGCACGAAAGCUGUGAGCUCCCAAAGACACCGUUACUGCACUGCAUAUUUCAUGGGAAGGCAAACUACUUUGCAGUAUUUUCUCUUUCAUUGUUAGUUACAAGGCAAAAUAGAGGACAGAAGUAAACUUGAAAUUAACCCAUCAAAUAUCAACAUAUGUUACAUUGCUGUUUUGCACGGUUGUGCUAAAAGCUUCUUUUUAGUCAUCAUCUUCCAUGUUUUUGUAAUGUCUUGUGUCCUCAGUAUUGUUUGUGAUCAAAGGAACACUGCACUGCACUGACUAUAACAUGCAAAUUCACUAGAUGGCACUGUUUAGUGGGAAAUAUGUGGCAGAGUGCCAGUCAUAGUGU
This is a messenger RNA of Carassius carassius (crucian carp), 1116 nucleotides long. It is a transcript of the gene upk3b, whose product is annotated as uroplakin 3b. NCBI's taxonomy places the organism in Eukaryota, Metazoa, Chordata, Actinopteri, Cypriniformes, Cyprinidae. The transcript is spliced from 6 exons. The coding region runs from base 1 to 783 and encodes 260 amino acids. The record is from RefSeq and is a predicted model, not a curated record.